Molecule: messenger RNA, 7997 nt
Organism: Octopus bimaculoides (California two-spot octopus)
Lineage: Eukaryota; Metazoa; Mollusca; Cephalopoda; Octopoda; Octopodidae
Biological process (GO): regulation of transcription by RNA polymerase II
Cellular component (GO): nucleus
Molecular function (GO): DNA-binding transcription factor activity, RNA polymerase II-specific; sequence-specific DNA binding
Source: RefSeq, a predicted model, not a curated record
UCAUGACUCGCAGUGUGACUCGAACGAUGCUUCUGAAAGAAAGCAGUUCAAAUGUGAAGCCUGCAAGAAGACCUUCAGCCAAAAGAUGGACAUGAUGAACCACGAGUGUUCAAUGAGUGGCUCGGGUCUACUGUCCCUGCCCCUAACAGUUCCUGCAAUCCCACCCCCUCAGGCGAUGCUCACCGUGCCGAUGGUGGGGCAGCCGAACCUCCAAAGCGUCACCGAUCCAGCACUACAGAAAAGUCUAGCCAAAGAGAAAACGUUCUUUUGUUCGUUUUGUAACAAAGCUUUCUCUCAGCAAAUUUUUCUCCGCAACCACGAAAGAACACACACAGGUGUGAAACCUUUCACCUGUAACACAUGCGGUAAGGCUUUCAGUCUAUUGGUAAACCUGAAAAGCCACCAGCGUGUGCAUUCGGGUGAGAAGCCCUUUCACUGUGCCAUUUGUUCAAAGUCAUUCAGCCAACAGGGAAACUUAAAGAUCCACCUUCGUACACAUUCAGGAGAGAAACCGUACAAAUGCGACAAGUGUGAGAAAUGUUUCAGCCAGAAGACUAACCUGGACAGUCACAAGAGGGUGCAUACAGGAGACUUGUUUACUUGUCAGAUCUGUUCCAAAGCUUUCACUCUGGAGAUAAAUCUUCAUAACCACCAGAGGAUCCAUACUGGAGAGAGGCCAUUUGUUUGCACCUAUUGCAACCGUCGCUUCUCUCAGCAGAGCGCACUUCGCAAUCAUGAACGCCUCCACACAGGAGUGAAGCCAUACCAGUGUACGUUCUGCUCAAAAUCCUUCAGCCAACAGGGGACUCUCAAAGCUCACCUUUGUUCGCACACGGGUGAGAAACGCUUCCAUUGCGACCUCUGUGACCGUUCCUUCUCUCAAAAGACAAACCUCGACAGUCAUAAACGCAUUCACACCGGCGACCUCUUCAAGUGUUCGACCUGCCCCAAAGCAUUUACCCUCGAGAUAAACUUACGCAAUCAUGAACGAGUGCACACGGGGGAGCGGCCCUUUGCCUGCACGUUUUGCAGCUCGAGAUUUUCGCAACAAAGUGCACUAAACAACCACGAGCGAUUGCACACGGGGGUGAAGCCCUACCACUGCACCUACUGCUCCAAAUCAUUUAGUCAACAGGGUACGUUAAAGGCCCACUUGUGUUCUCAUACUGGUGAAAAACGGUUCCACUGCGAUCAGUGUGAUCGGUCGUUUUCUCAAAAAACUAACCUUGACAGUCACAAGCGGAUACACACGGGGGACUUGUUCAAGUGCUUAGUUUGUGGAAAAGCCUUUACGUUGGAAAUCAACUUGCAGAACCACGAACGUAUUCACACAGGGAUCAAGCCUUACAAAUGCACGUAUUGCCCUAAAGCAUUUUGUCAGCAAACCGAGCAAAAAUCUCACAUAAGGACUCACACAGGUGAGAAACCUUUCAAAUGUAGUUAUUGUCCGAAAGCCUUUAGUCAGCAGAGCAACCAAAAAAUGCACGAACGUAUUCACACCGGGGAAAAACCAUACAGCUGCGAACAGUGUUCAAAGACCUUUAGCCAGCGUGCGAAUCUUGAAAACCACCGUCGCUUGCAUUCAGGAGACCUUUUUAAGUGUUCAAUGUGUUCAAAGGCAUUUACUCAGCUGGUUAAUUUACGGACACACGAGCGUGUCCACUCGGGUGAGAAGCCAUAUCGAUGCAACACCUGCAAUAAAAUGUUCAGUCAGCUUAGUAACUUGCAUGCGCACGAACGUGUUCACACUGGCAUCAAGCCAUUCACCUGUGACUUGUGUUCGAAAUCCUUCGCACAACGGACCACGUUGAUCAACCACAAGCGCUCGCAUGCUGCUAAGGCACACAACGCAAGCCUCAUGCUCGCAGCUAAGCAGUCUGCCGAGAGGGACGCCAUGUUGUUGCAGGACAACGGAAGCAGUGUCGCAGGUGGCAGCACCGGUGUGAAGACAGCCCCGAGUGGAGCCAAUAACCCUAGGGUUCCGACUGCAGUUAGCACAACAAACAACUCUGCAGUCAAUGCAGGUAAUGUGAAGAGCGAGAGUUCUAAUCUGAAGUCUGCUACUGACUACACUCAGAGUAUGGCGCAUAACCAGAACCAGAACAACCGCCAGACGAAUGCUCACAUGACACAACAACAACAACAACAACAGCCACAACAACAACAACAACAGCAGCAGCAGUCCAACACCUCGUUGUUGAUCCCCUCCCCAUCAGUCGGUGGACGGUCAGGACAGUCGUUAAUGCCCGCGUCAUCUCCCUCGUCUGUUCCGUCAUCAUCAGCAUCCCCUCACACCUCUUCCUCGUGGAUGACCUCCAUGAACCUCCACGAGAUGUCCCAGCGCUGGGAGGGUAACUACCUCUGGCCCCGCGGCUUUUCUAUGACCUCGAUGCCCCCUACCACCUGGGCAAACAUGCCCAGUGUUUUCCCAUGCAGUAGGAUUGAGUAUCCAAGAGGAACCGCCCCAACAAAGGGCCAGACCAGCCACCCCAGCACAUCAAAAUGACAGAAACAUAAGGACCCGGACCCUACAACAUCUGUUUUAUACAAACAACAACAUCUCAAACACACAAACAUGUUUUCAAUUGGUUGCUUCUAAUUUUAUUAUUAUUAUUAUUAUUAUUAUUAUUAUUAAUAUUAUUAUUAUUAAGGCUGCAAGCUGGCCGACUCGUUUGCAGGCCGGGCGAAAUGCUUAGUGGUAUUUUGUCUGCCACUACAUUCUGAGUUCAAAUUCCACCAAAGUUGACUUUGUUUUUCACCCUUUCGGGGUUAAUGAAAUAAGUACCAGUUAUGCACUGGGGUCAAUGUAAUCAACUAGCUCUCUUCUCCCCCCAAAUUUCCAAGGCCUUGUGCCUAGAAUAGAAAUAAUAAUUAUUGUUAUUGUCUGGCUGUUUACAUUCUGAAUUCAAAUUUGUUUGGGGGGUCAACUUUGCUUUUUAUCAUUUAAAGGUCAAAAUAAAAUAGGAUAGUCAGUGACAUUGACCCCAUUGCUCGGUUGGUGCUUAUUCUGUUGAUCCCCAAAAGAUGAAAGGCAAAGUCGACCUCAGUGGAAGUCAAAACUUAAACAUGGACAAAAUGCCAUGAAGCAUUUUUUUACCCCAUGCUCUAAGCUGACUGCCUUUAUAAUAAUAAUAAUAAUAAUAAUAAUAAUAAUUCAUUCUUUUAUUAGCCACAAGGGCUCACAUGCAAUAACAUUAAAGGCAAAAACGGAACGAUACAAUGGGUUUUCUGCAUGCAAACAAAGCAUGACAGUAACAAAUUAAACAAAUUAAAAAUCCCAAUAGGGGAGGUGCUUUAAGGUCCUUGUGGAAAAACCCAGAAAAGUCAUGGCUGCCUGAUCAAUGGGACAAGAUCCCUUCUCCUUUUAUUUCUCACAGGUGUAUGCUCAGAACUGGUCCUUUCACAUUGGCCAUUCUUCCAACAUUCACCCCGUCUUUCAACAAACUUGCUACAAGCCAACACUUCCCGCUCCCCCCUCAACUUCCUAGGAAAUAAUAAUAAUAAUAAUAAUAAUAAUAAUAAUGGUUUCAAAUUUUGCCACAAGAGCAGCAAUUUUGGGGGAAGGGGGAAAGUCGACCCCAGUACUUGACUGGUACUUAAUUUAUUGAACCCGGAAAGGAUGAAAGGCAAUGGUCGACCCCAGCGGAAUUUGAACUCAGAAUGUAGCAGCAGAUGAAAUACUGCUAAGCAUUUUUGCCUGGUGUGCUAACCAUUCUGCCAGCUCGCCAUAAUAAUAAUAAUAAUAAUAAUAAUAAUAAUAAUAAUAAUAAUGAUGAUAAUUCUUUCUAAUUUUGGCACAAGGCCAGCAACAUUUUAGAGGGAAGAAGAUAGUCGUACUUGAUUGGUUCAAUUGGUUGAUGGCAAAAAGAUUGAAAGGCCAAGUUGACCUCGGUGGUAUUUGAGCUCAGAAUGACUUUGCUAAGCCUUUGCCAUCAUCAUAAUCAUCAUCAUCAUCAUCACCAUUCAUCUGUUUUCCCAUGUUAGCAUGGGGUUGACAAAACACUGGUCCUUAAAGUUUAGAGCCAGAUGUGUUGGCGCUCGGAGGUUUAACUAACCCCGAAUGUACAAAUGGCAAACCUGGAUGUCAACUCAGUUCUGACUUGGAACAGUUCUGCUAACCCACUCCCCCUCCUUUAUAAUGAUUUGUACUUCAUUUUAUCAGUCCCGGGAAGAUGAAAACUACAGCCGCCCUUGGUGGAGUUUGAACCCAUAGCUAAAUAUUUUAAACUAUUUGUUUAAAAUUUGUUUAAUGUUCUAAGGAUUUGCCAUUCCACCAUGACUACCCACCAUCACCAUAACAGUAUUAAGUCAUUGAGGAAUCUUUUAUGUAGUCAUGGGUCUGCUAGAAAUAGCAGCCAAAUCUUUUUUCAAACUAAUGCUUCGCUGUCAAGGAUACAUUGAAUUAUAUGACCCUUGGUUUGCCAUUCCUGAAAGUUUGAUGGAGUGGUCAUAUCUGGAAAGUCUUUGAUCAUAGGGUUGCUCUGUGGUUUGACCUAUUGACCUAGGGUUAAGCAGCAAUGUUUUAUUGACACAGAAUUUUUUAAAACGAAUUCAACAACUUGAAGGUGAGUUUCUUUCUUUGAGGUAACUUGGGCUGAUUGACUUGUUUAAGGCCUUGGUGAUACCUUCAGCUGUACAAUAUUGGUUAAAGAGUGAAGGGGUUCAUAUCCUGUUGCUGGCACUGAUUUCUACAAUUGGUAUUGGGCUUUUACAGUCUGCUGGUUCUAAUGGUUAAGACAAAGUUGGGAGAUUCCGGCCACUGGGCAAGCCAGAAUCUCUAGAAAGAAAACCAUUGAAUGUGCUAACUGGACCCUCACCACCACCACCACCACCAGUGUUGUUUCUUGUCUUGCUAGAAAGGGGCCAUUCUUAUUAAAUGUUUCCAUUAGUACAUUGUUAAGGAUGACAUGUAAGGGAACAGGAGAUUAGCUUGGACAGGUGGGCCAGGGGCAAGAUGUCCUCCACCCAAUAUUUUUCUCCUGUUUUUCCAUCGGAAUUGCUAUUGAUGCUGUCAACUGGCAGAAUCGUUAGAGCAUCAUUCGACCAAGUUCUUCACGGUUUUUCUUCUGCCUCUUCAAAUUCUCAGUUGAGACUUUGUGUUUGGUCCUUACAGGGGCCUGAUUAAAUAAAGUACCAAUUAAGUACAAGGUCAAUUUAAUUGACUGCCUCCCCCCACCCUGCCCCUGCUACUUCACACACAACACACACACACACAUAUAACAAUGUGCACAUACACACACACACGUCAUAUACACACAUACAUAAAGACAACACCACCACCUUACAACACACACACACGGACACACAUGCACACACAAAACCACCACCACCUACACAUACACCAAACAACAACAACAGCCAACUGCAGACCUGAGUCAACACAGCUUUAAAUGUUGGCAAAGCACCUCUCCGUCACCCAUUCAAGGAUUUAUGAAACAGUUUAACAUGGAUUGGCCUUAAAUUAACUGUGGUGGUGGUGGUGGCAGUCAUAAUAUUGAUGAUGAUGAUGAUGAUGAUGAUUGUGGUUGCAAUAACAUUGAAAGGGUGGUGGUGGUGGUGGUGGUGAAGUUGCUUGUUGAUGAUGAUAAUGAUAAUAAUAAUAAUAAUAAUAAUAAUAAUAAUAAUAAUACUGUUGAUGAUGAUGGUUGUGGUGGUGGUGGUAGUAGUGGUUUUAAUGUUGAUGAUGAUGGUAAUGGUGAUGGUGAGGUUGUAUAGUAAUAAUAUUGAUGAUGAUGAUAGUGAUGGUGAUAGUAGUUCUAAUAAUGUUGAUGAUGAUGAUGAUGAUGAUAGUGGUGAUGGUGGUUUCUAGGAAGCUAUGCAGCCAUCUGUAAGAUGCUGGCCAAUAUUUUUGGAAAUUUAAUAUUUUGUAAACAAAACAAUGUUCAGAAUGAAAAUGGAAAAAAGAAGGAAAAAAAAAGAAUUUUCAAAAAAAAGAGAAGGUAAAAAAAAUAAGAAAAAAAGAAUUUGAUCUAAGAUUUUCUUCUCAGAAAUGUUCAGUUUCUAAAUUUUUAUUUUCUUUUUUUUUUGGGGGGGCUUUUUUAAAAAAAAUAUUUAUUUAUUUUAAUUCCUAACGCAACACUUGCCUUCCCCUUCACAUUGUGUGUGAUGUGACAAAGAUGUUCUAGAUGGUUCUUAGUGAGUGUGUGUGUGUGUCUGUGUAAAUGUAUGUGCUUGUGUAGAAUGUGAGGUGUAGCAAAUAGUUGUUCACAACAUACAUACAGACACACUAUACACACACACACACACACACACAUAUAUAGAUACAUACACACACAUACUUAUAUAUUACACUUAUAUACAUAUCUAUACACACACACACACACACACUCCUAUAUAUGUGUGUGUUUCUGUGUAUGCACACACUUUCUCUGUCUUUUUGUCUGUCUGCCACACACACAUACUGGAAUGAGUUCAAUCGACUAUUCCUAUACCAUCACCAUCAUCAUCACCACCACCAUCAUCAUCACCACCACCACCACCAUUAUCUCCACCACCAUCACCAUCGCCACCACCACCACCACCACCACUAGCAGCAGCAAGGCACUAGAAGUGGCAGAGAAAAUAAGGUCCUGGGUCCCCUGCAUUGCAGUCAGUAUUUAGUCACAUCCAUCUUGUCUCCUGCUUUUCAUCCUGACCAGACGCUAUAGAAUCUGUACCAGUCAUAUACUGGCUUCAUUCACUUCAGCUCAUCUCCCCCUCCACUACCAGUUGGUGACUUGAUACCAAAAUCAGAAAAAUAUUGUCAUAUGACAGAGGGGCCCUACAUGGCUGUCUCACUUGGACCCAUUUUUGCUUACAUCCUUCUGGGGCUGUGGUUCUCAACCAUUUCCUUCCUAUGGACCCCUUCGAUUCCUAUUUCACUUGAAUGGACCCUCAUAACCAUUCAGUAUUUAAAAAAUCCUAACAUUAUGUUUUUAUUAUUAAAUAUUAUUUGAAAUUUUAUUUUUAGAAAUUGUUAAAAUAUUUUGUGUCUUUCAGAAAUAUUGGGUCAUCCCCUAAAUAAUGCGGUUUAUUUCAGUUUCGUGAAUUAAAAGUCGGAGGGGGAUGGGAUAAACUACCUGCAUCAACUUGCUAUAAAAGCAGGUAGGAUUUUUACCUUGUCCUUAUUCUUAGUGCAAGUUUUGAAGAGUGCAGUUCCAUUUUAAGUUAUUUUUUGAAAGCUAUAAUGGAAGUGAUAAAGGAGCAUAUUUUGUUUUAUGAGUUCAAUAAAGGCAACAACACAAUGGAAAGUGUGAGGAAUAUUAAUGCAGUAUAUGGGGAUCGGACAGUAAGCAUAAGCCAGUGUCAACGAUGGUUCUAGAUAUUCUGAGCCAGAAACUACAGCCUAGAAGAUGAGCUUCAUCCUGGAAGAUCUGUAGAACUCGAUGAGGAUGUCCUGCAAACUCUGGUGGAAUAAAAUCUCAUUGUAGCUGUCGAGGAACUAGCAGAGAAGCUUGGAUUUGGUCAUUCAACCGGUCAUUUAAGUCAGCACUGGAAGAAAAACGACAAUCUUUGGUCUCAAGUUGAAAGGUGUUCUUCCGUCAGGAUAAUACUCGGCCACAUACAGGGAGGAGGCAUUCCAAAGGCUGGAGCAGUUUGAAUGGGAAACGAUGCCCCAAUCACCAUAUUCACUGGACAUUGCCCCAUUUGAUUACCAUUUAAUCUGCCAUCUUCAAAAUCAUUUGGACAGGAAAAAAUAUGAAAUCUGUAGACAAGGUCAGAUCAGUACUGGAGGAGUGUAUUUUGUCACAGAAAAUGAAGGAGAGUAUAUUUUAGAUUGAAAAAGAACUUUGUUUAUCUUAAUUUUGAAAAAUAAAAGAAAUAUUUUAAAAAACCGUAUUGUUUAUGGGAAGACCCAAUUUAUUGCAGAUAAAUUUUAACAGCAAAUUCUUAAAUGGACCCCCCAAAGGUCAUGCAGAUCCUGGUUGAGAACCACUGCUCCAGGGGCUUGAGUAAAUAAAUAAGAUACCGGUCACAUACCGGGGUCUUUAUAACUGACCGAUCCCAGCACCACCACC